Molecule: messenger RNA, 3149 nt
Organism: Macadamia integrifolia
Lineage: Eukaryota; Viridiplantae; Streptophyta; Magnoliopsida; Proteales; Proteaceae
Product: transcription factor PIF3-like
Exons: 7
Coding region: 625-2679 (684 amino acids)
Biological process (GO): regulation of DNA-templated transcription
Molecular function (GO): DNA-binding transcription factor activity; protein dimerization activity
Source: RefSeq, a predicted model, not a curated record
CUUAGCCGCUUUCUUCUAGGAGCAGUUGCCCAGUUCGAUCUCGAUACUGAUAAGUCGACCUAGAAGCAUCAGAAUAACAGAUGCGGUAUAUUUGAAACUCUUAAGGCAACCUGUGAGGAUUUCCCGACUUUAUCUUUCUUCCAUCCUAGGAUUUUGGGAUUGAUCGUUCCACUUAUUGGAGGUAUAUAUACUCUUUUAGUCCGUAGACUCGACUCUACUCUACUCUACUCUACUCUAUAUAUAUGCCGGUUAUGAAGAAGUUCUUUCCUUCCCCAGACUUCCCAGUUCCCACUUUUGGUGAUGUCUUUUCUUAUGUGAAGAACAUUUUCGGUGCUGAGUGGAUGAGAUUUCUACGAAUUGAGCUCGAUCUACUGAAGUUCUUUUUGAAACGUACCGGACUGGUCCCUUUUCCUGGAUGUCUUCGUUCCUAUCCUGAUGAACUUAUUUCCUAAGCAUGAAUCGAAGAUGGCAGCUGGCUCUUGAAGAAUAUUUUACUGCCACUAAUGGCUUAGUUUUCAGCUUUGAGUUCUAAGGAGAAACAUAGUUCUAGUUUCCAUCCAUCAUCCCCUACUCUCAACCUCAUCAGAUGGCAAAAGGGCAGCUUGAAUUAUAACCCAGCCAAAGAUGCGUAACAACUCUUCGGCUGAUCUAGCUUUCAUGCCGGAUCGUGAAUUCGUGGAGCUAGUAUGGGAGAGAGGUCAGAUUUUGAUGCAAGGGCAGUCCAGUAGAAACCGAAAGAGCACUUCAUGUACCAGUACCUCUCCUCCUCCCAUUACUUCCAAGGCCCAAGAGAAAGAUGAAAGAGAAAACAUUACCGGGAAGAUCGGGAAGUUAGCAACCAUGGAUUCUGUCUUGAAUGAUUUUCCGCCGACAGGGCAUUCAGGUCAUGUGGGUAUGGGUCAAGAUGACGAUAUGGUCUCUUGGCUGAAUUACCCAAUUCCACUCGAUGAUUCUCUGCAUCAUGAUUACUGUUCUGAGUUUUUCUCUGAAUUAAAUGGGGCCAAUCUGAAUGCUUACUCCACGCAGAAUGAUGUCGUACCGGUCUUUAAGAACAAUGUUUAUAGCAAUUUGGAUAGGGGUUCCAAAAUGACUUGUGAAAAUGUUGCCAAGUCGCCAGGACAAGGGAUUGGAAGUGGAAGUGGAAGUGGGAGUGCAUCGAAGGAUGGUGCGAGAGGCGUUGAGCCUUGUGGACUGGGUGGAAGCCAGCUAUGUUCACCUUCUUUGCAGCAAUUCCAGUGUCCAGUUUCAACUUCAUCUGUUGCUCAUAGUCCUAGAUCGAGAGUUUCAGAGAUCAUUAGCAGUGGCAACACCACCACAGAUGUCCACAAAGCCCUCUGCGGGAGUUCAUGCUCCACCCCAACCUCGAUUACAACUGGUGGUCUAUCGAACACGAAACUGCAAGAGCAAGAUCCAGAACCCACAAGAAAGCCUCCUCCUUCGCUUCCACAGAAGCAGCGUACUAGUGGUAGUGGAGAGUUGAUGAACUUUUCCCAUUUCUCUAGACCUGCGGCUCUUGUUAAGGCUAAUCUUCAGGGCAUCGGUAACACGGCUUGUUCAGGCUUAUCAAGAAGUACUGCUAAGUCGACAAAUAAUGAUCGGUUAUCUGCUGCUGGUGGUUCGACAAGUGCUGGCCAUUGCCAAGCCCAACUGACUUCGGUGCCAACCAAGAUGUUGGAUUCCGAAGCUUUUAUCAAUAGGUCUCCCAAGGAGACACCUGUUGCUGAGCAAUCACAAGUUAUCUGUCGAGAAGAUUUGUCCAGGACCAGGAAUGAUAAUGUGCCCUUGGAUCAACUUCCUGCUAGAACUGGAACAACUAGCUUUGCAGCAAGUACAGCCAUAGAAAAUCCAGAUGGUGAAAAGGUUGAGCCAGUCGUGGCACUGUCAUCUUCUUCCGUGUGCUCGGGCAACAGCUCCGGGGAAACGUCAAAUGAUCGGAAAUUUGCUGUGAAGAGGAAAUCGCGCAACACCACCGAGGAGCCUGAUGGGUACCAGAGCGAUGACGUAGAGGAGGAGUCAAAGGGCGUGAGAAAAUCAUCUCCUCGUGCUCGCGGAGGUAAGAGAAGUCGGGCUGCAGAAGUGCAUAAUUUGUCCGAAAGGAGACGAAGGGAUAGGAUCAAUGAGAAGAUGCGGGCACUACAAGAACUAAUACCCAACUGCAACAAAGUGGACAAAGCUUCAAUGCUUGAUGAGGCCAUUGAGUAUCUGAAGAGCCUCCAGUUUCAAGUACAGAUGAUGUCCAUGGGAAGUGGGCUGUAUAUGCCUCCGAUGAUGUUACAGGCAGGGAUGCAACACGUACAUGCACCGCAGAUGCCACAUUUCUUGCCCAUGGGUGUUGGAAUGGGGAUGGGGGUGGGAUUUGGAAUGGGGAUGGGGAUGGGGAUGGUUGACAUGAGUAGUGGUGGUUCCUCUGGUUGUCCAUUGAUUCAGGUUCCACCAAUGCAUGGAUCGCAGCUCCCUUGGCCUCCCUUAUCAGGACCCACUGGUUUUCCUCAUAUGUUUGGGCUCCCUGGACAGGGACUUCCCCUGAUGCCGAUUCGUCCACCACUGCCGCCAUCGGUUCCUCCUUCAGGUGGUCCUACGGGAUCAAUUUCGCUGCCCGAUACCUCCAGAGUUGCAGCUCCAAUGGAUGUCCCGGUUUCUGUACCCCCUUCAAGUACAGCGGAACCCUCGCUCAGAUGACACGUAUUGACCAGCUCUGAGUUCUGGUAGGCUCAGAAAUCUACUCGGGAAUCCAUGUGUCUGUGUUACUUUAUGCUGGAGUCGCAUCCAAAAUAGCAGCAUCCCUUGUUGGAUCUUAGUUCUUACAUUGGGACUCUGGGGAGCGAAUCAGCCACUGCGUAGUGUGUGUACCGAUGCCUAUGUGAGAUUGUGAACCUCAUUGCCACAAGCCAAUUCUCAUGAUCAGGAGACCAAGUGGACUGGUAAAGUGGAGAGUGUUGCUCAGAGAAAGCAUACGAUGCAAAUACUGCCGACCAAUUAGUAGAGAAAAUUAUAGGAAUUCAUCGACCUCCUUUCAGUUUAUGACUCGAUCAUUUUUCAUCUUUAGCUUUUUCUCUUUACUUCUAGCCCUCUAGGCAAAUAUAAUAUGGUCUUGUAGAAUUUCCGUCCGCUGCAAAGAAAUUAUCAAAACCCCUCCCUCAUUUCCACAA